UUAGGUUAUAGUCUGUCUAGUCUACACGUGUUUACAACUUCACAACCCGACUCGCUGGGGACGAAACGCGGGAAGGAAAGGAGGUGCGUCGCCUUCAAAAGAAAUUAAGGAUCUAGCCAAUAAUACAAGGGACAAAGUUGCGCAAUUUCUCUUACAGGACUGAGGGAUCAUUGCUCUGAAAAUGGCCACUGAGGAAAAGGAGGAGAAGAUCGAAAUUGUUGAGGUUUUUACAACCAAAAACAGGGGUCGCGGAGUCCGUGUGACGAGUGAUGUGAAAGCUGGAACUCUCCUGCUGACGGAGAAACCGUACGAGUUCGUUCUUCAGAAUAUCGAGAGGGGGUAUUACUGUGAUCAGUGCCUGACAAAAAGGGAUGAAAUUUUACACAAGUGUUCAGCCUGCAAGUUUGCAUAUUACUGUAACAAGGAUUGUCAGAGGGCAGCGUGGACAUCACAUAAACUAGAAUGUGAAGGUAUCACCAGAGUCAGUCCUAACAUUCCGUCAGACCACAUCAGGCUGAUGGCAAGACUCAGUCGAAAGAGGAAGCAACAGGCACCUGCAUUGAAUGGAUCCUCGACGUUUCCAACCCACAUAGACCAGCUUCAGUCAGUGCCCACUGACCUGCGUGGUGACACCCAGCUGGAGUUCUCUAGUUGGCUCUACACGCUGCGACGGUUCAUGGGGGAUGGAGAGGCUAGUAACAUGCAGCCUGCAGAGGUCCUAGAGAUGUUUGGUCGCAUGAGAUGCAACACGUGCGAUAUAUCCGACGGGGAACUGCACAGUAUGGGCAUUGGGCUGUAUCUCAAGUUCUCCAUGUUCAACCACAGCUGUGAUUAUAACUGCAUUGCCAUCCACACGGGGACUACGGUCAAUGUCAGAACAACCAGGGACAUUCCUGCAAACAAAGAGUGUUUUCUCAGCUAUGUUGAUGUCUUAAAACCGACGGCAACAAGGAACAACAUUUUGAGAAACGUCUUCCAGUUUUCGUGCAAGUGCCCUACGUGUAGGGAUGCCAACCGGGACAACCUGCGCCAUAGUGUCAGAUGUGGAAACCCAGAAUGCCAAGAGGCUGUCCUAGUGAAUCCAGAUGGUACCGUCAAGAAAUGCAGCUUGUGUAACUUUGAAGGAUUCCCUGCCAGUUUCCCAGACCAGCUAAAGACUGUUGAGCAGCAGUGCAUGGCCAAACUGUCUGCAGCAGAAGAGAUCACAAACUUUGGCAAUUGGAAGAAGGUCCUGGAGUUGAGUGAACAGUGCUUGGCCCUUCAAAAAGGGAUGCUUCACCCCUAUCACCACCUGGUGGUAGAAACCCUCCAUUUUGCCAUGGACUCCUGCAUUCAUCUGGAAAAGUGGGAACAGGCCUUGGAAUAUGGCCGUCGCUCUAUUGCACAUCUGGAGUUCCAUUGCCCUGGCAACAAUGCGACGGCAGCCAUUCAGCUGAUGAGGGUUGGGAAGCUUCAGCAGUAUUUGAAGAUGAUUGUCGAAGCAAUGAAGAACCUACAAAAGGCUGAAAAGAUUCUUCUGAUUACUCACGGGGCAGACCACCCUCAGUACAUCCAGCUCAAGGAAAUGAUCACUGCCUGCGCAUUAGAGAGACGACAGACACCGAGACUUGAGUCCAUCGAAGAGGCAGAACCACACCAAGAGACUGAACACAAAGAAGAAACAAGCAAACCAGCCCCCGAACAAAAGCGAGAGAAACAGAAGACCGAGCCCGUGGCAGAAACAACGGAAGACAAAACUAAGCCUGCGACAAAAGAUGAAAAAAGUAAACCUGUGACGGAGCAACCAAAAGUGGAAGGAGGCAAACCGGGGACAAGUGAAGAAAAGAGUAAUUCCUCAGCAGAACCAAAACAGAAGGAAAGUGGGUCUGUGAGAAAAAAAGAUCUAAAGAAAGCAGCACCACCAAAGGAAGAAACUAAAGAAACAGAAACCGAACAAAAAGACAAAUCUGCAGCAUCGGUAUCAACAACAUCCUCAGACGAGACGAAUUAAUAAAUGGUAGGACACAUGUCUACUUGGAAUAGAGAGUCCAAUCUGACUAACUUGGCAUCAGCAAAUGGUCACACAGGGUGACUCCUAUAUUUUUGUCAAAGGCAUUUCCCCCGUGUUUCCUUAUUAUUAGAUUAAAAUUAAAUUAAAUCUAUGUGGAUAAGCCUUUUUAUGCCUUUGGUUGAAAUUGGAAAAGUAUUAACGCUGUAAAGGCUUUUCAGACCAAAAUCAAGGAUCUUACUUGUGGUGCUCAUUAAAAUAAUGUUACAAGUGAUGGAAAUAUUUUCAAUUUUGUAGCUGUCGCAUUCGAGUUUGUGGGUUAGCCUCUACACUGCCAUAAUCUUGCCUUUGUCUUUACGGGCAAUUCAUCAUAGAAUUCAUAAAAAUAAUAAAAUGUUGCAGAGUUUAUUCCAGCAAAGUUUCACUAUCAAAAAUUACCCAUAACAUUUUUGUAUAUACAUGUAUUCUACAGAUGUCUGCCAAAAUUCAAUGAAUUUUCAGUGCAAUGGCCAUACAUUUGAACUGAAUUUCAUCUUUAUAUUUUCAGCAACUAUGUAUGUAUUUGUAUAUAAUAUUAAUCAAGAGUAAAAAUCGUUCGUAUUCAAAGUUACUCAAGAACUUGAUAGAAUCUUUUUUUUUGUCUAGUACAGUCUAUGAAGUUCCCUUGGAAGUGACUGGCAAAUAGAAAAAAUGUCAAUAAAAAGUAUAUGUUUUGUUCAGAACAGUCAAAAUAAGGACAAACUUUGAAAUGGGAAUUGAUUGCUGGUAUUUCUGCAGUAUUCCAAUAAAAGAGAUUUUAUAAUAAUAAUAAUAAAACAGCAUUUAUAUUAGCGCAAUAUGAAUCAAAGAUUCUUCAAAGACAUUUCAUUAAUACGAAUGCAAGUGGUGGAUAUUAAUCUGUGUUCAUAAAUUCAAAACUUUUAGUGUCAUAAUUUGCAUUUUAUAAAGUUUGAUUGUAUUCAUCGGGAACCUGUUUUUUUUCUCCAAAUGAUUAUUUGUUUUGUAAAAAGAAAUAAAUUUCACAUAAAUGAGGUGACCAUGGUGAUUUGAUUU
Messenger RNA from Patiria miniata (bat star), 3040 nucleotides. Its product is annotated as histone-lysine N-methyltransferase SMYD3-like. The coding region runs from base 182 to 1990 and encodes 602 amino acids. Gene Ontology annotation, molecular function: protein binding. NCBI's taxonomy places the organism in Eukaryota, Metazoa, Echinodermata, Asteroidea, Valvatida, Asterinidae. The record is from RefSeq and is a predicted model, not a curated record. The transcript has 12 exons. Gene Ontology annotation, cellular component: nucleus.